Molecule: messenger RNA, 1569 nt
Organism: Chelmon rostratus (copperband butterflyfish)
Lineage: Eukaryota; Metazoa; Chordata; Actinopteri; Chaetodontiformes; Chaetodontidae
Gene: pcmtl
Product: l-isoaspartyl protein carboxyl methyltransferase, like
Exons: 9
Coding region: 125-874 (249 amino acids)
Biological process (GO): protein modification process
Cellular component (GO): cytoplasm
Molecular function (GO): protein-L-isoaspartate (D-aspartate) O-methyltransferase activity
Source: RefSeq, a predicted model, not a curated record
GUUCGCAAAGGAGGAAGCCAGGAAAUUUGUCUCAGCUGCAAGAAACAGCGGUGGCGAAUUAUCAUGGUAAACAAGGCUUACUGACCUCUGCUGAAUUAUUUUAUUUGUAGUUCCGGUGUAGGAGAUGCGAGCAGCGUUGCGCCUGGCAGUAGUGGCAGUCCCUAUGGGUGUGCUGCUGUCCCGGACCAUGGCGUGGAUGUCCAGCGGCAAAACACAUCCAGAGCUCAUCAGCAGGCUGAGGGAUCAUGGGGUGAUCCGCAGUGACCAAGUGUUUGAUGCCAUGCUGGCUACAGACAGAGGGCUCUACUCUGCAGACUAUCCUUAUGCAGACUCUCCUCAGUCCAUAGGCUACAGGGCAACUAUCAGUGCACCGCACAUGCAUGCUCAUGCUUUGGAGCUGUUACGUGACAAACUAACUGAAGGAGCAUCUGCACUAGAUGUGGGUUCAGGAAGUGGAUAUCUCACUGCCUGCUUUGCAAGAAUGACAGGACCCAGUGGUAGAGUGGUUGGCAUUGAACACAUCGAUGAACUGGUUCAAAUGUCAAUCAAAAAUGUGCAAGCUGAUGACCCAGAACUGCUCACCUCUGGUCGCAUCAAACUUCUAGUGGGAGAUGGAAGGCUCGGCUUCCCAGACGGAGCGCCGUAUGAUGCCAUUCAUGUUGGUGCAGCUGCGGCGACGGUUCCUAAGUCUCUCUUGGAGCAGCUGAAGCCCGGUGGGCGGUUGGUUCUCCCAGUAGGUCCUGACGGUGGCACUCAGGUGCUAGAACAGUACGACCGGCAGAGUGAUGGGACCUUUCUCAAGAAAGCUUUGAUGGGAGUGGUGUACGUCCCCCUGACUGACAAGAGGCGCCAGUGGCCAGGAGGUGAGCUCUGACUGCAGUGUGGUUGCCCCUGCAGGAGGUGGCGUUGGUGCUGCAUGUCCGGGCCCCCAUAGCACUUCUCCUGGUUUUACUGAGCCCCAGACUUAAUGGCCACCUGCCCCGCUGGGUUGUCACCAAGCAACGUACAAGGAGGAUCUCGCUCUGUUUGCCCAACCAGAUUGUCUUCCAAGAGUGCUGAAACAGUGAGUGACUGACUGAGUGACCACGGCUGGACUGAUGACCCUCCUCCCAGUGUCCUUGGAGUCAGUUUAAGUGAUUCACAAUAUUCUUUAUGGAUAAUUUAGUGAUGUUCAGCCAUGACAAAAAUGCAAUUGCAGCUUGAGGAGCUACAGUAUGUGUCCUUCUGGAUGCUUGUGGGGAAAUUCAGAUGAAUGUUAAUUUGUGAGUCUGUGUGUAAUGUAAUGGGAAUGCUUUGUUAAUGAAUGCAGUAACACAUGAAGACAAACCCAAGUACAAGCCAAGGAAUUUAAAUGAAAAGUCAGCUAAUUAAUAAAAUAACAUAUAUUUUGUGGUAAGAAGUUCUUACUGGCUUCAUAUGCUGUGUGUAGGAUAAGUCCUGUUGAUGUUGUUACUGGAGAGCAGAGGAUGCAUUGUGCCAAAAAUUGAUUCAUUAAGGCACUUUUUUAACUAUACAAAAAUGAUUUAUGUGUAUACUUAUUAUAUUUAUUAAUAAAACCCAUCAAAUGUA